AUGUCACUCCCCAAUGUAUGGCAUCUACGUCGGGUGGCCGAUACUGCCGCCAAAGCAUGCUUUGUUUGCUACAAGCCCUCCGCUAGUGUUCUGAUUACACCAGACAACAAGGCGGCAGCCAAGGCAAAGCAGGAAGCAUUGGCGCGGGAAAUCGAGAUAGUGAAAAAGGAGUAUGAAGAGAAGCAGCGACGGAAGAAGGAAAAAGAGAAGGAGAAGAAGGCCGAUGACGAGCCGAAGAAUUCAGACAAGAAGUCCAAGAAAUCGGACAAGGAGAGCGACAGCGGCGCCAAGUCACUUGAGAAAGAGAGAGAUGAGAAGAUUGAGUCCCUCACGAAGUCCGCUUCGUCGUCAGCGACGGAUGACUCGCCUCGUAUUUUCGCUUUGCACAAAAAUUUCUACCAGAUGCGUGUCGACAGACAGUGUAAUAUCGAAAUGGCCAAGCGGAAUCGUCAGCGCUUGCAAGACCCAUCUGCCUUCCCAUCUGUCCCGUCUGGCGAUCUUUGA
Molecule: messenger RNA, 504 nt
Organism: Aspergillus fumigatus Af293
Lineage: Eukaryota; Fungi; Ascomycota; Eurotiomycetes; Eurotiales; Aspergillaceae
Product: AAA-ATPase Vps4-associated 1 family protein
Exons: 4
Coding region: 1-504 (167 amino acids)
Biological process (GO): vacuolar transport
Cellular component (GO): endosome
Source: RefSeq, a predicted model, not a curated record